This is a messenger RNA of Boeremia exigua, 2244 nucleotides long. RefSeq lists its product as uncharacterized. The transcript has 5 exons. The coding region runs from base 195 to 1943 and encodes 582 amino acids. The record is from RefSeq and is a predicted model, not a curated record. Lineage: Eukaryota; Fungi; Ascomycota; Dothideomycetes; Pleosporales; Didymellaceae.
UUGCUUAAACACGACCCCAUUCGAGGCUGCAGACGCGUAACUUCCAGUGCGGCCUUGCCACACGCUAUCACUCAACAAGCCUUGCGCUUCUGUAGGGACGCGGAUUGCGAUCCAAUCACAGCCCCGACUGCUUAGCCUGCCUUACGUCACACGCGUGGCUACGCCAUCCUGCCUGGCGAGCGCCCCAUAGAAAGAUGUCCGUUCUUGCAUUCAAGGCGCUUGGUUACGGCGCGGAACAGAUACCAGACAAAUUUUUCGAAAAGAUCCCAGGCGGCUUCUUCAAACCAGAAGAAGAGAAGAAGAAAAACAGCAAGAGCCAAUCACCGCCAAAAGAGAAAAGUAGGCGGAGCAGUGAACGCUCGCGACGAGAUCGUAGCCCUCAGAACGACUACUCAGAUCACAGUGACCGUGACUCUGACUACGAAGAAGAUCAAAAGAGAGAGCGAAGACGCCGGAAGAGCACGGGUAGAAGCGCCAGCAGAAGCUUGAGCCGUGGGAGGAACUAUCAGCGUAGUAGAGGCCCAACCGGAGAAUACAGCGACAGGGACAUGGCGUAUGCAGACCGAGAGCAGGGUCAGGGACCGUACUUCCCACCACCGCCGACGUCCGAAUAUGCGCCGUACAGCUCCCAGGAAUAUGCCUCCAGGCCAGGCCAGGGCGAAUACCGACCAACAUCGGCCCAGCCCCAGACUGGCUACCCACCGCAGGUAAAUAAUUUCUUUCGUUCUUUGAGUGCGACCGUUCCGAUGAUGGCUUCUUAUCCAACGCCGGUGAACUCUUGUCCACCGAGGUUGCUGAACAGGCCGCCUUCGAGCUCGCAAUCCCCUUUUGCUGGUCUGCAGCCUCACCUGUUUGACCACCUUCGUUAUGGCACUCCCGUUUCAGCUUCUUUCUCACCAUCCUAUGAGCCGCCUCUUGCGGCAAUAUUGCGCCGCCCACCUACUAACACUCCUCAGCCGACAUACAACCAACCAUACCCAACACAGCCACCUGUGAAUAGACGGGAUGGUACUUCGCCACCUGCAGUAGCAUACGGUAGUGAGGCAGCACAUCGCUAUGAAGAGAUUCAGAACGCGAAAGCUCGAUCAGCAUCUGCAGCGCGCUAUACACCUGGUCCCGGAUAUGCGCCUUCGCCUGCUGCUUCGAUUCCGCCUCCGCCUGUCGGAGUCAAUUCCCCACCAGCAGGUGUAAAUGCGCCAUACGCUCCUUAUAACCCUGCUACAUACGCUGCUCCCGAUUCCGCUUAUCCUCCAGGGAACGACUUUGCCUCGCCGCCACCGUUCUACCGUCAUCAGUCGCGCUCCCAGCCUUCUUUCGAUCAAGACCAGCACUAUCCGCCCUACAACCCCCGGGGCUCUGACCAGCAAGUCGCCCAUUACGACGACCGCCACUCUCCUAGUCACCGCAGCAGCACCAAGCACGACCGCCGAGAACAUCGGCAUAGGGCUAGGUUUGACGACAUGGAUCUGCGGACUAAGAAUCUAGGGGCUACUGUGGCUGGUGCCGCAGCAGGUGCGCUCGGUGGACAAGCGAUCGCUACUAGGAAUGUCGAAAGGGCUAAAGAUGAGCACGGACGACUUCCAUCACGAUCACGCUCACGUUCGCGACAUCGAAAGCACAGUGAUCGGGACCGCAGCAAGGACCGUAAAGGUGGCGGUAUUCGGGCUAGAAGCCGAAGUAUUAUUGACCGCUUCCGCUCAAAGUCUCGAGGACGAGACGACCGCGACGAACGGGAUGAUCGCGAUCGACAUCACGACAGUGACGGUCGCUACGACAGCGAUGACCGCCGCAGACGUCGUGAGAGGAGCCGGGACAGCCGACGUCCCGAUCGUGGCUAUAAGGUCCAUGAGGAGUACGACUAUUAUACUGAGUCUGAUUCCGAGGGAGAUGGAUCGGCUGUGGUUCAGCGCAAGAAGAAGACCGUCAAACGAAGGGACUACUGAGGAAUCACUAUCGGAUGAACACGAACGAAGAAAUGACUGUAUGACUAGCCUUUGAAUCACUGUGGUGCUUUUCUUACUGUCUUGGAACGAUGUUGGACAGCAACGAUAGAAGAUUAUGAAUAACGACUCAAUGAAGAAUGCCAAGCGUCAAUUGUGGUAGACUCGGACACUCUCUUUAAUAUAUACUGAAAGAUCUUCCGAAGGUGAACAGCGGCGAUUUCUGCCAGUACUACGCGGGCCGUCGGAGUUACUUCCAUCAGUAUACUACACUGGUCACCCUAUAAUCGGCUCGCCUUCCCUG